AUGAAGCUACGAGAGCAGGCUGGAGAAGAAGCCAGAAGUGGCGAGCUGGUAGGCGCAUCACGAUUCGGCAAUGAAGGGAACAGUGGACGACAGAAAAUGGAGAUGCUCAGCCGCCUGGUCGUAGGUGGCAUUCCCAUGCGCCUCCGACACCCAAUCUGGAUGGAGCUCUCCAACACGUACUCGAUCAUGCAGCCCGAAGCAUACACCUACUACCUCAACCUCCACGAGAACGAAGACCCGACAGAAAUCGAAGCAAUAGUAAAGGACGUCCCCAGAACACUCACCAGCAAAUACGACUACUACGCCGAGAAAGGCUACGACAGACUGAAGAAAGUCCUCAUCGCUUUUGUCAACAAAUACCCAGGUCUCGGAUAUACUCAAGGCCUCAACAUGAUCGCAGGCUACCUCCUCCUCGCCAUCCCCGACGAAAGCGACGCCUUCUGGGUCCUGUGCAAGAUGGUGGACGACUACUUCCCAGCAGAAUACUUCUCCAAAGACACCGCGAUGAGCGCCCCUCUAUCCGACAACGUCGUCCUCCGCCAAUACGUCCGCGAACUCAUGCCCCGGCUCUGGGACAAAAUGUCCGAACUCGAAGUCGACCCCGAACACACCGUGCCGCUAAGCUGGUUCCUCACCGCCUUCGCCAGCGUGCUACCCGAAGUCGUCCUGCUCCGCAUAUGGGACGUCUGGCUCUGUCUUCCCAACCAGAAGACAUUUCUAUUCAACAUCGCACUCACGUUGCUCGCGCACCACGCGAAGAAUCUGAUCGAGUGCCAGUCGCAGGGCGAGUGGUUUGCGUAUAUGAGUAACUCGGUCAGGGUGUCGGAGGAGCCGGAGAAGGUGAAUGAGUUGAUCCGGCAGGCGUUUGCGAUGAGGAGAAAGUUGGAGCAGGUCGAGAUGAGGCGGGCGUUGGAGAUGAAGAGGUUGAAGAGGCAUCCCAGUACGGAUGCGUUGUAUGCUCCGGAGCCGGAGACGGAGGGGGAGGCAUAG
Molecule: messenger RNA, 990 nt
Organism: Zymoseptoria tritici IPO323
Lineage: Eukaryota; Fungi; Ascomycota; Dothideomycetes; Mycosphaerellales; Mycosphaerellaceae
Exons: 1
Coding region: 1-990 (329 amino acids)
Source: RefSeq, a predicted model, not a curated record